AUGAAGGGCAUCAAAAACCACUGCGGGAGCAGCGGAAGCGACGGCGGGAUGCGGAAGGGCAGCAGGCGGAGCGACUGUCUGGCAUCGAGAUCAUCGCGAUGCAAUGCCUGCGAGUGCUCCACCAGCGCGCCCUCCCCGACCUCCUGCACCAGCAGCUGCGUGACGACAUCCAGGUCCACCGCACACGCCGCCUGCGCGCCGCGUCCCUCGCAGAACCGCUUCACCGCGGGGGGAUCCAGCAAUCCCUGCACCACCAGCUCCACCGCGGGGAACUCGUCUCCCGGCAGCAGCUGCCGCGCCACGCGCCACCCCGCGCGCCAGACCUCCCCGCGGUGCUCAUCGGUGAGGGGCAGAACCGCGGUGAGGAGGCGCACGGCGACGGCCUGGGCGAGCGCAAACCCGCGGGGAAGGUAG
Blastocystis hominis is the source of this 414-nucleotide messenger RNA. RefSeq lists its product as hypothetical. The record is from RefSeq and is a predicted model, not a curated record. The coding region runs from base 1 to 414 and encodes 137 amino acids. The transcript has a single exon. NCBI's taxonomy places the organism in Eukaryota, Bigyra, Opalinata, Blastocystidae.